Messenger RNA from Eurypyga helias (sunbittern), 741 nucleotides. Its product is annotated as sorting nexin-14-like. Gene Ontology annotation, molecular function: phosphatidylinositol binding. The transcript has 6 exons. NCBI's taxonomy places the organism in Eukaryota, Metazoa, Chordata, Aves, Eurypygiformes, Eurypygidae. Gene Ontology annotation, biological process: autophagosome maturation. Gene Ontology annotation, cellular component: late endosome. The record is from RefSeq and is a predicted model, not a curated record. The annotation marks the transcript as partial.
CUUUUCAAUGAUUUAUUCAAGAAUAAUGCAAACCGCUCUGAGAAUACAGAAAGACGACAAAACCAGAACUACUUCAUGGAAAUGAUGACUGUAGAAGGAGUUUAUGACUACUUGAUGUAUGUUGGUAGGGUAGUUUUCCGCAUUCCUGACUGGCUUCAUCACCUCUUGAUGGGAGGAAGAAUUCUCUUCAAAAACACACUGGAGCUGUACACGGACUAUUACUUGGAUUAUAAGUUAGAACAGCUGUUUCAGGAGCACCGGUUGGUUUCUCUGAUAACGCUGCUGAGAGAUGCUGUGUUCUGUGAAAAUACCGAACCUCGUUCUCUCCAGGAUAAACAGAAGCGGGCAAAGCAGACUUUUGAAGAAAUGAUGAGAUACAUUCCAGAUUUAAUAGGCAAGUGCAUUGGGGAAGAGGCGAAAUACGAAGGCAUCAGGCUUCUGUUUGACGGGAUGCAGCAACCGGUGCUCAACAAACAGUUAACUUACGUUCUGCUGGACAUCGGGAUUCAGGAACUCUUUCCAGAGCUGAGUAAGGGUCCAAAGGAAGCCAGCUGCGUGUCCUCUUGGAUGUGAACGCAGGGACCUUGCUGGACGCCCAGCAGCAACAUCGGCUGUUGUAAUGGACGCGUGAUAUUUUCCCCCUUGCACUGUACAUUUCCUUGUAAAUAACGUAAAAUUUUAAGUUCUUAAAAAAAAAAUCUCUUUAUGCAAUAAAGACAUUAAAAUUUAAUACCAGUUACA